This is a messenger RNA of Purpureocillium lilacinum, 1407 nucleotides long. RefSeq lists its product as uncharacterized. NCBI's taxonomy places the organism in Eukaryota, Fungi, Ascomycota, Sordariomycetes, Hypocreales, Ophiocordycipitaceae. The record is from RefSeq and is a predicted model, not a curated record.
AUGGCCUCCUUGCGCGAGGAGCUGAGCGAUUUGUUCCAGGGCUGGCCCCCCCUGUGGGCUCGAUGCCGUCGUCAGGGCCUCGUCCGUUCCCUGCCCGACCUCGCCUUGAGCGUCGGCCUGACCAUUGCCAUGUUCUCCUUCUUCAUCUUGCUCGAGGUGUGGGACUUCAGUAGGCUCGCAUGGUCUUUCAUCAACCCGCGGUCGCCGCGCCAUCGGGAGCGCCGCGAGCGCAAUUACGAGCGGCAAGCCUUGAGCAAGCUCUUCCUCGUCGCGCCAGAUCAUAGCGUGUCCCUCUUCGCGCCGUCCACGGAGGACGAGCGCGCCGGCAAGCACCGUAUGAGCUUGAAGCCGUGUCUCCUGUUCGACCGCGUGCCCAUCGAGGUGCGCCGUCACAUACUGCUGCUCGCCUUUGGCGACCGAACGCUGCAUAUGGACCUCAGAUUUCGGAAGCGUCUCAACCUGGUCCUUGAGAAGCCGUAUGAGGGCUGGGAUGUGCACGCGCGCAUCCUCGACUAUUUGACACCUGUCGACGCUCAGCUGCUCGCGAGCGAGAGCAGCCGAUGGCGCUGGUUCGGCUGCGUCUGCCACCGGUUCCCGCCCGAAGGGCCGAGGCACCUCUCGCUCGGCAGGCGGUGCAACAAUCCAUGGAACCACUUCCGUGAGCCUGACAUUGACCGCUGCCUGGACGGCGCCGGUGAGUGCAACAAAUGGCCAGACAAGUGGCCCGGCAAGUGCCAGAUCGGCGUGUUGGGAUGGCUGCUGGCCUGUCGACGGGCGUACGCUGAAGGAGUCGAGGUACUCUACAAGACGAAUACCAUCCACAUAAGCUCACCUGUUCUUCUCCGCUGCAUCCAGGACUUGAUCCCGCGGCAACGACUCGCAGACAUGACGUCCCUGGAGCUCGUGUGGAAGCCAAAGCAGCUCCCGUUACGCUUAGGUUUCACCGGGCGCAAAGGGUCUCCGCCCUUCGAGGCUCCGCUCUUCCCUUCGCUGCGGCAUCUCCGAAUCAGCUUCUACAGGCUGGUGUAUGGAGAAAUUGACGAGGCGACGGGCCUGCAGUGGCCGUACGAGAGCCAGGACGAACUUUCACGCGCGCUACACGAGCGACUAUUCCCGGAGAUUGACAGCGUCCUGGAGAGAAUCGCCCCUCCGAGCGCAGAGGUGGUGGUUUCAUGCUCCAAGUGGGAGUGGUACGAGGUGGUUGACCUGCACCUCCUGGAGAAGCAGGGCCCGGCCAAGACGCAGCUCCAGAGGGCCGAGAUCGAAGGGCUGAAAUGCUGGAGGGAGACGCCGAGGAGGACGAGCGCCGCGGAAGCAGAACACUCUCAGCAGCCACCAGUUCAAAGGGAUGGAUAUUGGAUUCAUAUGUGCUUUGAGGACGUCCACCUCGACUCAGGCCGUGAGUAG